UUAAUAUCCACAAUAAAAAUUUUCUGAUAGCAUGGCGUUCUAAAAUAUAUCUUUAUAAAAAAGAAGAGAAUUGACAUUGUAAUGUACACAAAGAUACUUAAUAACAUAAAUAAACAAUAUUUAUGAAUUAAAAACAGAAAUUAAUUGCAAAUAUGUAUCAAAUAGAAAUAUUUGAUAAUGAUAAAAAUCGUCUUAGCAUAUCGCCCGAAGAUAUUCAAACCAAAUGUCGAGUCUGUCUUAAACAAAAUGGAACAAUUAAUAUAUUUGAAACUAGAGAAAAUGAACAUUUUUACAGUGAAAUAUUAGCAGCUUUGUCUUCGCUUCAAGUUGAUAAGAUGGAUGGAAUGCCACAAAAUGUAUGUAAUAUAUGUGGGGAUUUAAUCACGACAGUUCAUUCAUUUAAACAGCAAGUACAGGCUUCACAUGUCAUAUUACAAAUUGCUUUAGGGCAAAUAAAUCUAAAUACCAUAGGGCAACCAUCAUCUAAAGCAGACUUUGAUGAUAUUAAAGAAUUAAAAAAUGACGUUGCUGUUGGUGAUAAUACAACAAAUUCAAAAAUUAUUGACAAAAAAUAUGAAUGUUCUUUCUGUAGUCUCAAAUUUGAAACACGUUCCGAAUAUAUAUUUCACAGAAAAAGAGAAGAAAGACAAAGAAGAACAAAACAGUCUUGCCCUCAUUGUCCUAAAAAAUUUUUCACUUAUGAGUUGAAGGAUCAUAUGAAUUCGCAUACAAAAUUCAAACCUUACGAAUGUGAAACAUGUGGUAUUAGAUUUGGUUAUAAAACAAGCCUAACUUUACAUAAUCUGAGACAUAAAUCAAAUGAAAUUCCCAAAUUCACAUGUGGGGAGUGUGGGAAAAAGUUCUUUACAAAACAUACAUUAGGAGUACAUCAAAAAAUGCAUGGAGGACCUCCAUAUCCCUGUAAAAUCUGUAACAAAUUAUUUUCAAAAAGAAAUGUAUUGAAAUUGCACUCGAGGAGUCACUCAGGUGAAAGACCUUAUUUGUGUAAUGACUGUGGAGCUAGUUUUUCCCAAAGGGGACAUCUGAAUACUCAUAUAAAACUCAAACAUAGUAAUGAAAAACCGUUUUGUUGUAAUAUGUGUGAUAAAAAAUUUGCUAUAAAGAGCCAUCUAAGUGUUCAUUUGAAAACACAUUCGAAGGAAAAAUCUUAUUUAUGCACUGUAUGUGGAAAACUCUUUACCCAAGAAACAGCCUGUAAAGCUCAUAUGUUGUCCCACUCUGAAGAACCGGGCAUCUUAUGCAACACCUGCGGGCAAUUAUUUCCCAGUAGGGUGAAACUGUUUGAACAUAUAAGAGAAAAACACGGAGAACUCCCCUUUAGUUCUGUAAAUAAAAAGCGUUGGCCGAAAGGAGUUAGAACUCGAAUGUGCGAGUUGUGCCAAAAACAAUUUGAUAAAAAAAGCACCUAUGAAAUUCAUAUGCGCACCCAUACUGGAGAGAAACCAUUCUCUUGUAAAGAAUGUGGAAAAAAAUUUACCCAAGGAUCCCACUUGUAUUAUCACAUGAAGUUACAUAAUGGAGAAAAAGACUUUGGCUGUCAAUUCUGUAAUAAAAAAUUCACUUUGAAAGGGAAUUUGACACAACACGUUAGAACUCAUACUGGAGAGAGGCCUUUUGAAUGUGAGGUUUGCUCUAAAAAAUUUUUCACCUUAAAUACUUUAAGACGUCAUAAAGUUACACAUCUUCCCAAGUAGAUAUUUAUUUAAAAGGAUUUAUGUGUAUGUAGUGGCAGGUUUCAUUUACUAAUGCUGAGUCUGACAACCUUGUAAUAUUCUGAUUGAAUAUUUAGUUAAUUAGCUACAUCUUUUUAGAAAAGUAAUUUCGCCAUGUUUUCAGAGUUAUAAUUAAAAAAUAAUGAAAGCAUUGAUUUUUUUCCAAAUUAGCGUUUUGUAGUGGGAUUGUGGCAAAAUUAAACACCCGAAGUGUACCAACUCUAAUAUAUUUCCGAGCUUUCGAAUAUUUAUGUAACAUUUGGGACUGAAAAUAUUUUGUACAACAUAAAAAUAUCAAUGUAAAAUUGAGUAAACUACUUUUCUGUAAUUUUAUUUGAAUCGAAAACCAUCAGUAUCAAAACGAGACCAAGGAUAUUGAUAUUAAACACUGAUACUUUAUGAAUAUUUUAUUUAACUAUACAUGAUUUUUAUAAGAGGACAUUAUACUUGCUCUUCGGUACCCAACGACUGUUAGUAGUAGUCCAACAGUACCGAGUGGGCAACUAAUAUCUGCGGUCUGCCAUAUCUGAGGAACUGAUUUUUUUACAGCCUAAGGAAAAAAAAAUAUAACAAAAGUGACCCCGAGAAACAUUUGGGAUUUGUAUUUAGAAUAUUAUGAUCACUACUAGAAGACAUGUUAGAAAAUAUAGUGAAUUUUUUAACAAUUUACCCAAUUAAGUGACACUUUAUAUAUGAUAAUCGAAUUUUUCAAUAAAUUCUGCCAUUUUAUAAUGUUUCAUUUAUUGGAUCUAUAGUAGAUUAUGAAAAUGUGAAUACUUCGUGAUAAUUUUAAACACUUGUAAUUCAUUCCCUUUUUUACUGUGAAAUUUUUUACGUGUAAAAUAUAUGUUUCAUAAUUAAUGGCUGACUAUUAUUCUUAGUCCAGUUUUUUUACCUUGAUCAAUCUUGCGAAUAUGUACAAUUCAAUUGAUACCACCCUCGUAGAAUGGCUUCGUUGCUUAUAUACCUACAUCUCGUCGAAACUUAUAUCGAUCCAUACCUUUUUAGUUGGUAAGGUUGUCGAAGUGCUUAAUUUCCAACACGGAGAUCGGAGGUUCGAAUCCUCUGUCGUAUUAAAUUUUUAUUAAGUAAGCCACUUGCUCUUAGUUAAAGGGAGAGACAAACAAACCCACAUACUGGUGAAGCUAAUCUAAGCUUGUUAAUAUAACCAAUUAACAAUUCUUGUUGCUAAUUACUACAGUGGUAGAUACGACUUGCUUACAAAUCAAAAAAGUACCAAUAAACAAAAUAAAAAUCUGAACUGAUACGAAUAAUUGUAAAAA
Molecule: messenger RNA, 3016 nt
Organism: Diorhabda carinulata
Lineage: Eukaryota; Metazoa; Arthropoda; Insecta; Coleoptera; Chrysomelidae
Product: zinc finger protein OZF-like
Exons: 2
Coding region: 153-1715 (520 amino acids)
Biological process (GO): regulation of transcription by RNA polymerase II
Cellular component (GO): nucleus
Molecular function (GO): RNA polymerase II transcription regulatory region sequence-specific DNA binding; zinc ion binding; DNA-binding transcription factor activity, RNA polymerase II-specific
Source: RefSeq, a predicted model, not a curated record